Papaver somniferum (opium poppy) is the source of this 921-nucleotide messenger RNA. RefSeq lists its product as uncharacterized. The transcript has 2 exons. Lineage: Eukaryota; Viridiplantae; Streptophyta; Magnoliopsida; Ranunculales; Papaveraceae. The record is from RefSeq and is a predicted model, not a curated record. Bases 254 to 721 code for a protein of 155 amino acids.
UCUGAGGAAUCCGCGCUUGCAUUUCCCAACGGCUAUAAUAUUCCUCUCCCAUCCCAUCCUUAUAGCUCCAAAUCUUAAAAUAAGCACUGAAAUCCAUCAUCUCACUUGCAGUCUAUUAACGGUCAUUUCUCCCGAUUUCAACUCUCAAUAACCCCCCUCUCGCCAUUCUCUAAGUAAUCCAUCUCCCUUCUCUCUCAACUAUCUCUGUCUUGUCUUUCUCUCUGUCGUUUCGUUUGGAACAUAUUCAUCUGUGAUGGAGUCUGAUACACCAGCUACUACUACCAUUACAACUGCCACUGAUCAAGCUAACGUAAUUCAGCACGUAAACAAGGUAUCUUCAGAUCAAUUACUUCGUAAAUUUGCGGCAAUGGAAGAGGAUUAUUCGUCGAAAAAGAAACAAGAUAGUAUUUUGAAACGGGAUAAAAAAAGGUGUAGAAAAGAUAAGGAUGAUAACAAAGAAAAUGAGAAUAGCCCUUCUAGAAGUAUGAUUGUAGAGAGGAGAUCACUUCUUCCUAUAACCAAUCGGAGAUCAUCAUCGGGUUUACUUCGAAAGAUUGGAAUUGGGAGAUCAUCUCAAGUAAUCAAAGCUAGAGAAAUGAAGAACAAGUCCUUUGUGAGAGCAAUUGGGAAGACAUGGCGUAAAACAGUUGAAGGAGCUUCGAAGGUAUUCGUAGAGAAACAUUACAACAGACAUAAUCGUUUGAUUAACGAUUUCGUUUAACUUAGUUUUGAUUGAUCAGGACCAUCAAGGUCACUCUUUAAAUUUCGCCGUGUGAAUUAAGGUGGUUUUACCUGAAACUUGAUAGCCUAUAGUACGAAGUAUGUACCAUUCGUGGCUUUUCUUAUUAUUUAUUAAGGAAAAAUUAUUAAUAAAAUGUAAGAAUAUCCUGCUCUAAUUUCAACAGUUUCUCGCUUGUAGUA